CCGCUGACUCGCCUCGUCUCUGCUUUUCGGAAUAAAUACGACGAUGGUAGGCCUAUGCGUGGCUAUAACAAAGAACACGAAGAAAAUAAAUUAAAGGUUUUGUUUACGCCGCGAUGGAAUGAGAAUUUCCGUCAGUUUUGGAUUCCCGCCAUGAUCACGAACGGCCUUCUGCCUCGAGAUAUUUCGGCGAAAGUUGGACUGAAUUUCACCUUUGAACCUGAGAAGCUGUAUGAUCCCUGGGUGUAUCUUAAGAUAUUCAAGCUAAAACGACCCGUCAUUACCUUCGUCCAGUUCUUGCGUCACGUGAUCGCCACGCACAAGAGCCAAUCGCCUGACAAUCACUGGAAGACCUCUGCUAAUACAUGUUCUCCGUGUACCUUCCCGUAUGAAUACAUCGUUAAGACGGAAACGUUUAAUGAAGAUAUCAGUUACGUCUUUGGCGCGCUGAGGCUCCCUUCCAAGCCGAGACUUGCCCAAAAUCAGAUGAGAUCCGGCAGAUAUAAGGAUAAUAAAGAUCUCAGAUACUACAAAAAAAUAUCCCAGGAUAUCAGAAGGCAAAUCUACGAUAUUUUCAAAAUUGACUUCGAAAUGUUCGGCUACAAAUUGCCGCCGGGUUUUCUCAAGGGACCCUCUGUGUAAAAUAUUCAAAUGGCUAACUUCAAACUUUUAAGCUAGCCAUUAAUACUUUUAAAAUAGGGUAUCACCUGAAAAGAGCAUGGAAGGCGUGUUAUAAUUGCAUAGUUAUUUACCACUGUCAGGUUUGUAGACAUGCGACAUGCAGUAUAUACGUAAAAGUGUAAUUAUGUAAAAUUUGUAAAUAUAUUUAGGCUGUGAAUAACGCAGGUUUGUGCCAGAUACUGAUACUGAUAAUAAUAAUGAUGAUAACUGAUACUGAACACUGAUACUGAAGGAAAAGGAGGAGGGUAAAAGAGGGAUAUAGGAAGGAAGAAAAAC
This is a messenger RNA of Penaeus indicus, 954 nucleotides long. RefSeq names its product carbohydrate sulfotransferase 11-like. The transcript has 5 exons. The record is from RefSeq and is a predicted model, not a curated record. Gene Ontology annotation, cellular component: membrane. Gene Ontology annotation, molecular function: sulfotransferase activity. Bases 55 to 639 code for a protein of 194 amino acids. Gene Ontology annotation, biological process: carbohydrate biosynthetic process. Lineage: Eukaryota; Metazoa; Arthropoda; Malacostraca; Decapoda; Penaeidae.